Cantharellus anzutake is the source of this 685-nucleotide messenger RNA. RefSeq lists its product as uncharacterized. Lineage: Eukaryota; Fungi; Basidiomycota; Agaricomycetes; Cantharellales; Hydnaceae. The transcript is spliced from 5 exons. The record is from RefSeq and is a predicted model, not a curated record. Bases 154 to 603 code for a protein of 149 amino acids.
AACGAUCCCCGGCGGGAGUUGACUGUGCAAUUUCCAUUCUCACAGUAAUCAAUGCCGUGUCUGAUCUGCUCCCUCUAAAAACUGCCACCGGCGGGGCACUCUUCAUCUUGGACGAGGUCAAGGGAGGCUUUUGGAACAUACAUCGUCAAAACAAUGGCUGACGUAGUCACGACCGUUGACUCGUAUGAUGCGUCGAGCGAAGAGGGAAAGCCAUGGAUAGAAAGCGUUACAAUGCUAAGCGAGGCAUUGCAGCGUAUCGAAACCAAAAUCAGUCAAUUGUUUCGCGGGAUGGGAAAGCGGCCCGCUGUCAUCAAUUUCAUCUCUCACAUGAACAAUCCGGGCAUGAUCAGUGACCUCAGGAAAGAUUUCUGUGAGGACGAACUUGACCAUUGGUGUUAUUGUAAGUACAGCUCGCGGAAUCGAGAGUGCCUCAGCUCUGAGCGACCUAUCGAUCGUAUUAGCAUCGAUCUCUCCGACGGUGCGAACGUGGAUGACUGUGCUACCUACAUCCGCAUGCAGCUACGAAAACUGAUGGAUGUGCAUCCUAGUUUGAGAGACGUACUGGGAGAAGAGGACAAAUUGAUCCAAAACAUUCUGGAAUGAGUGGUGGCGACCCUAUGAGAACGCUGGAGAAAUUGCUUGAUACGGGCGCUAACCGAUCGAAGGCCCGAGCCGAGGAAAUGAU